This is a messenger RNA of Pieris macdunnoughi, 909 nucleotides long. NCBI's taxonomy places the organism in Eukaryota, Metazoa, Arthropoda, Insecta, Lepidoptera, Pieridae. The record is from the annotation of a GenBank genome assembly.
AUGUCAAACCCUUUUCCAGUGUCUUCCCGCCAACAACGCGAUACCGAAGGUACGACGAUAUUCGUUCAAGAAGAUGGCACAUUACUUGUGUCUUGUCACACAGAUUUUUCACUUAAAUAUUGUUGGUUCCAACAUCCUAAUGGGUCUCAGUUUACGCCUGUACGACUUGUCAAUGAAGAUCAACCUUUUUGGUACACGGGCGAAGGUUUAGCCGUUGGGCAAUGUGGAAUUACGUUUAAACGUGUAACAAAACAGGAUUCUGGUAUUUGGCGUUGUCAUAUGGGCCCUAAGCGUCAAGCUGGUAUAGAAACCACGCAUAAUAUUGAAGUGAGAGUCACAGGUCCUUUAGCUGCUAAUAAGAGGGAAAUUCAGGCUAGGAUCGGGGAGUCAAUCACGUUGUACUGUCAUACGGCUAAUGGAAAACGGCCGUUGUAUUAUUGCCGAUUCCUUUCGCCAUCGUAUGUCGGACUUAACAUAGAUUCUUCGGUGACUAAGGCAGACGCCAUCUUGGAUCGCUUCUAUUUCACGCCCGGACGCAACAUUACAGUGGGUGAUUGUUCCCUUACAAUAAGUUCGGUACAUGAAGAUGACAUUGGUAACUGGACCUGCGCGGCUAUUGUCAACGAUGACGUCAUGGAAUCCAGUGAUGUGAUACGAGUUUUCAUCGUAACAGAAUCUCGUUACCAAGCUGGCAUAAUUGGUGGGAGCAUUGGGGCGGCAGUACUUGUUCUAGUUCUCAUGGGCUACGUGUUUUAUAAACGGGGAUCGACAAUUUUAUCCCUGUUCAAAAGGCAGAACCCAUCUCCAGAUGGUUUCUCUCAAAGAAUGUCGGAAAUCACUGAUGUCAACUCAAGAUCCAGUCAGAGCAGUAUUGAAUCUGAGAGGGAUUUGGGAACAAGACAAAAUUGA